Messenger RNA from Aspergillus ibericus CBS 121593, 1026 nucleotides. RefSeq names its product ankyrin repeat-containing protein. Lineage: Eukaryota; Fungi; Ascomycota; Eurotiomycetes; Eurotiales; Aspergillaceae. The coding region runs from base 1 to 1026 and encodes 341 amino acids. The record is from RefSeq and is a predicted model, not a curated record. The transcript is spliced from 2 exons. Gene Ontology annotation, molecular function: protein binding.
AUGCCACUCGCCCAUCUACCAACCGAGACUCUUCUUAUCAUCUCAUCCUACCUGCGACAUCAACGGGACGUCUACGCACUCGUCCGUACCAACCGUCGUUUCUACCACAUCCUCAUAGACUUCCUCUACAAAUACAACAGUCAAUAUUUUCAUGCAUCAGCACUGCCCUUCGUCGCAAAACAAGGACACAAACAUCUCGUCGGCAAGCUGCUAGACGGAUUAAAAGGCGCCGUGGGAAAAUCACGUAGACUCCCACACUCGGAACGGCGCCGACAGGCCAUCCUAGACGGAGCUGCCCUCGACUCCGGGUCCGAGAGCGAUUCCGUCUGGUCCGACGGUUCAGUAGAAAGUGAUGAAGGCCACAUACCCUAUCUGACAGAUAUCGUAACCCACCCCUUGCGUGCAGCUAAGUAUAGCACGACUGAUAUCAACACCAUCCAGUCGGCCCUGAUCGCUGCCAUACGAGCCGGGCACAAAGACAUAGUGACACUUCUUCUGGACCGGGGCGCGCAGGCAAACUUCUACCGGGGACUUCGUCGGGUCAAUACCUGGCGUGAGCCCCACCGAUAUCGACGGCGCCGUGCAGACCAUCCGCCGCUGUGUCAGGCUGUCCAGUGUGGCCGGGCCGAUCUGGUCCAGAUUCUGUUGGCUCGAGGAGCGGAUCCCGAUCUAUAUUGCUUCUUACCGCUGUACCAAGCUGUCGCGGGUAGGAGACGCGAUAUUAUACGGCUGUUGCUUCAACAUGGAGCGAAGGAUCAUUCGAGCUCGUUGAAGCUGGCGGUUCGGCGGGAGGACAUGUCGAUGGUGCAGUUUUUGCUGGACAAUGGAGUCCGAGCUGAUGAGUCGGGUCGAUCAGCUUUGCUGGUGGCGAAGCGCAAAGGGGCGGAGGAUAUCGUUGAGUUUUUGCAGUCGAAAGGAGCCACCCUAGAUGGGGAGGUCAGGUCCAAUCUCCACCAUUCUUGGCACUUGACCCCAGAGAGCGAUGCUGCUGAAUCAGCGGAAGUUGCGAUGCUCCACUAUCACUAG